UGCACUCUCCGCCCAGAAGACGGAAAAUCUAGCCUCACGGAGCACACUCCCACGUUAAAGAUAAGGUUUUUGCAAAAACCCAGAAUUUCUUUUUCUUCAAGUCUCAUAUUUCAUUCAAAAAAGUAGCGAAGGGAUUUAUUCAUUUGAUUUUGGGGAUAGUGAAAAGAGUGUGCGUUUGUUAUCUGGGAUGAGCAUUGAAGCAAAACGAAGGGUGAAAGGAAAAAGGGUUUUUUUUUUCUGUGUAGUUGUUUUGUGAUUGCAUCUGCAUGAGUUGGGCAAGACUCAGCUGGUUCUUCAAGUUUGGGAGCUUGAAGUUUUACAAGCAGAAGCAACUAUGGCUAUUGCUACGGCCACCCUCUCUCUUCAUUUUGGCAAAUUCUCCAUUCUUCAAGCUCAUUCGUCGUCGCCGAAGCCUUCCUCUCGAAUACGCCAUUGCUUCCCUUCUUGCCGAUGGUUGAACCUUAAUUAUUACCCUUAUGCCUCUCACAGUUACAGACUUGCUUGUUUUGGUUCCAAAUGUUCAAUAAUAGAUACUGGUAUCCGUUUGGAUCAUGUUACGAAGGAUGAGGAUCAGGGUAAUGGAGGGUCUUUGGUGGUUGAACCUGAGUGCCCGGUGCCAAUUGUUAAACUGAAAUCUGAUAUUCUCGAGACUGAGUCUUUGAACCUACUAACCGAAGCCACAUUUGUAGAUACUCUCUUGACAGCAUUACCUGUUUUGUCCGAAGAGGAGCAACAUGCCCUUGCAGCUACUCCAGCCCACCCAGCUGGGUUACAUGUUUUCUAUGGUAGUUGCAUAGCUGCUAAUAUAGUGGAGCAGCUUUGGAAUUUUGCUUGGCCUUCUGCCAUUGCCUUGAUUCAUCCAAGCCUUUUGCCAGUUGCUGUGAUGGGUUUCUUCACCAAAGUGGCUAUAAUUGUUGGUGGUCCCUUGGUUGGCAAAGUUAUGGACCAUUUCCCCAGAGUACCUGCAUAUAAUUGCUUAACUAUCAUUCAGGCAACUGCCCAGUUGUUAUCUGCAGCAAUGAUUAUUCAUGCACAUUCUGUGCGUCCUACUUCAGUGUCUGCUUUGCUUGUACGUCCAUGGUUUGUCAUAUUGGUUUCAGCUGGGGCUAUUGAGAGGCUAUGUGGUGUAGCUUUGGGGGUUGCAAAUGAGCGUGACUGGGUUGUGUUGCUGGCAGGAGUGAAUAGGCCGAUUGCACUUGCGCAGGCAAAUGCAGUUCUGAAUCGAAUUGAUCUCCUGUGUGAGAUAGUUGGGGCAUUGCUCUUUGGAGUCCUUCUUUCUAAAUUUCAUCCUGUAACCUGCUUGAAAUUCGCUUCUGGCUUAAUGAUGGGGUUUCUGCCUGUUACAAUUGUUUUCACUUGUUUAGCCAACAAGCUUUCUACUGGUGUUCUUGACCGGCCUAAACCUUCACAAACCUGUUGUAGAACAUUCAGUGAAGAUUCUGUACCAGAUGCUGAUAGUAUCGUGCUAAAAGGUCUGGAAGCCAUCAAGCUUGGCUGGAAGGAGUAUCUCGGGCAGCCAGUUCUUCCUGCUAGUCUUGCAUGGGUGCUUCUCUACUUCAAUGUUGUUCUUACACCAGGCAGUUUGAUGACAGCAUUUUUAACACAGCAUGGCUUACAUCCAUCUAUCAUUGGAGGAUUCAGCGGAAUGUGUGCUUUAAUGGGUGUUGCAGCAACAUUUGUGUCGUCAACUCUGGUCAAGCAAUUUGGCAUUUUAAAGGCUGGGGCAGUUGGUUUGGUGUUUCAAGCUUUACUUCUCAGCAUGGCUGUUGCUGUAUAUUGGAGUGGAUCAAUUUCUCAUCAGAGCCCUCUUCUUAUUUUCUUGUUUCUGAUUAUUAUGUCGCGGUUAGGACACAUGUCAUAUGAUGUUGUAGGGGCUCAGAUUAUCCAAACCGGGAUCCCAUCAUCUAAAGCGAAUCUCAUUGGGACGACAGAGGUUGCUGUUGCUAGUUUGGCAGAGUCUGUAAUGCUGGGUGUUGCAAUAAUUGCAAAUGAUCCCUCUCAUUUUGGAUGUUUGGCAAUGUUGUCUCUUCUAUCAGUGGUUGGUGCAGCAUGGAUGUUCUGUAGAUGGUUAUUGAAUCCAACAGAUGAACAAAAAAGCCUUUUUUCUUAUGAUCCUCAGUUUUGAUAUUUAUUUGUUCCAUUAGCUGCUUUAGUGCAAAGGCUGUUCGAUGUGGACAAGAACCAAUAUAUAUUGAAAAAAACUAUCAUCGUGGGGGUGAUUAUCCACUUAAUACAGGAGCCUGAGGCGCUUUCUUUUCUUAUCACCUCAUCAAUGAUAUUCAUUGUAUGGACGAAUAGAUGGCUUUACCUGUAAUCAUGUAAAUGUGUAACACGCCUUCGUUACCUUACAAAAUUGAACUAGCUAGGUGUCUAGGUCCGACACGUACAAACUUUUUGUAAAGCAUUUUAUUGAUUUUUGAA
Molecule: messenger RNA, 2421 nt
Organism: Gastrolobium bilobum
Lineage: Eukaryota; Viridiplantae; Streptophyta; Magnoliopsida; Fabales; Fabaceae
Product: solute carrier family 40 member 3, chloroplastic
Exons: 13
Coding region: 335-2125 (596 amino acids)
Biological process (GO): iron ion transmembrane transport
Cellular component (GO): membrane
Molecular function (GO): iron ion transmembrane transporter activity
Source: RefSeq, a predicted model, not a curated record